Molecule: messenger RNA, 3159 nt
Organism: Recurvomyces mirabilis
Lineage: Eukaryota; Fungi; Ascomycota; Dothideomycetes; Mycosphaerellales; Teratosphaeriaceae
Exons: 1
Coding region: 1-3159 (1052 amino acids)
Biological process (GO): positive regulation of ubiquitin protein ligase activity; anaphase-promoting complex-dependent catabolic process; positive regulation of anaphase-promoting complex-dependent catabolic process
Cellular component (GO): anaphase-promoting complex
Molecular function (GO): protein binding; anaphase-promoting complex binding; ubiquitin ligase activator activity
Source: RefSeq, a predicted model, not a curated record
AUGCGUCCGCCACAGUCGAUGACGCCGACGAAGAGCAGACCGAGCAUGACGCAUCAACCGAUAGCCAGCCCGGUCUUGUCGCCGAGCGAGGCAGAACGCUCGUUCGUAACGCCAGCAGCUCAAUGCGCUCCGUCAAAUCACCCCAGGGUCAGCGAUCAGAGCCCCUCGGAAGUGGGGUCGAUACCGCCGAACACGCAGGGCGGACAUGCCCUGUGCGACGAAGCAUGUCUACCAUUUCCACAUGUUCUGGACGACCAGACCCUGUACAGCGGAGUCGAUCCUCCAUAUCUGCGCACUCCCAAGGUAGCAGCAUCCACAGGCCAUACGAGUAUAAACAGCGCAGCGGUGGACACUGCUCCAAGUGCCACAGUCAUCGACACUCCGGACAAGGCGAGAUCAUCGGAUACAUUCAGGACGAGCGGGUACGAAACGUGCACAGAACUGGAGAUCCCUACCACAUUUCAGGACCAAGAAAAAAGCGCGAAACAGUCUGGAUACCAAUCUAUUCAAACCAGCUUAUGCCUCGAGGCACGCCACACACCAGCCGAACCAAUACACCGCAGCACAGUUCCACAAACCUUCCGCACGAGCAAGCAGCCUCACGCAGCAGCCAAAAGCUCCCACAACAUGUCCACAUCGCAAGUAGUGACGGCGGCUCCAGAAUGUACAACGAUCCGCGAGCUGUCGCCGACACCAAGGCUGAAUACGCCAGCCGGCACAAUCCCAAGAAACUCGCGCAGAAACGAGCUGGACGGCCCACGGUACAAGAGACUGCCCCGUCUUCUCCUUCCUAUGUCAGAAGAAGCGGCUCACCUCAUACGAUCAACGAGCCCGAAUGGGUCAACGGCAAGCCUCAGCAGCCCGACGACAACUGAGGGGGACUUCAGUCCGGUUGAUGGCACCUUUGAGACUCCUCAGACAUCACCAGAGGUGAGUCCGACGCGACUUAAGGCGAGUCGAAUUUUGAAGCUGGAGUCUGUGCUCGGACAAGUCCAUGGCAGUGGUAGCUCCAGCCUAAGUGAGUCACAGCCGGAGGACAUCUUCGGAGAGGAGACGCCGCUUGUACCUGCUAGCCCUGCCAAGGGUACAGAAACACACUCUUCGCGAACAAGAUGUGGCCCAGGUUACCGCGGCAGACGCCCAAGUAUGUUGCUAAAACACUGUGAGCGGCAUUCCUCACCUCGUCAACGACAGGUUAUGGCUGAGAGCAUGCGAUCCCCUGAUCGUUUUGUGCCAAGUCGGGCGUCUACGCCUACAAAAGACACACUGUACCUGGCAAGACCUGCAGGAGCGAGCUCUAGUGGGCGAGAUACUUUGCAUCCCAAUCUAGCAGACCCCUUCGCUCCCGCACCUCGCCGUAGCGUUCGCAUGGCGGCGCAGUAUGCGAUAUUACGCGCACCUGCACCCCUGCCGCGGGAGAUCGGGAGAAGAGGCACUGGUGUGGUACCUACGGCCGAUGCUGGUCGCCGUGCUAUGAGCGAUGGUGCUAUCUGGACUGUUGGUAGCACCAUGGUCACUGAGGGCGUGCUGAGUACCACGAAUGGCCGAGGCGGUCGUGUAACCAGCGGUACAAGUGCACCACAUCACAUCGCCGACUUUUUGCGAAAACCAUCGUUUAGCGAAGAAGAGCGUAUGCACGGUCGUCGCUUGGCGCUGGCUAUGAAGGUCAAUCAGGAGUCGCGCAUGCUUGUCCACAGCUCGCCUUCCUCGCUUAGGGUCGACAGUGGCAGAUCGAAUCAACCACCAAGCAUCAGUCGCGUCUGGGACAACUGUCAUUGGAGCACAUCUACACCGAGCACGCCUACCAGAAGCCAAACGAAGCCUACAAAGGACAUACCAAUCAUACCCUUUCGUGUGCUUGAUGCACCUGCUUUACGAGAUGACUUCUACUGCUCCCUGCUUGCAUACUGUCCGACGAACCACUGUCUGGCUGUCGGUCUUGGCCCGCACGUCUUUUUAUGGUCUGAAGCUAAGGAUACCACGAAGCCUACGAUACCAGAUUCGCUUGCCGCACCUUUCGCUUCACACGUCACUUCACUGUCUUUCAGCUCACGAGCAGGCCGCAGCGCAAUCUUGGCUAUCGGCAGAGCAGACGGUCGCAUCACGCUCUGGAGCCCACUCGAUCGGGAUCCGCGCUUCGAUAGCGAGCAGCCAGCUCCUGUGUCCAACGUCUGCUUCCGCCCAACUACUGUCUCUCGGCCGUCGAUUCGAGAUCCGAUCAUAACCACGCAGGCGGAGGAGCUGUUAGUCGGGGAUGAAGUCGGCAAUGUCUACUUCUACUCUGUCGAAUGGCCUGAUCACGACCAAAGAGAUCUCUUCGACUGGCAUGGUAGUAUGACCCUCCUCGCACGAUUUACUUGUCACAGCCAGCAGAUCUAUGGAAUCGCCUGGAAUCCAGAGGGAAGCUUCUUCGCCACUGGCGGCAAUGACAACCAGCUAUUUCUGUUCGAGACCAAGAAAAUAACUCCGCGCUACAUCACUUCCGCAACACGACAGCGUAAUCGAGGAAAUAGUGAUGCUACGGUCAACGUGCGCUCUGAUACAGGCACUGUGGAAGGUCAAGGUGCUAUCCUCACCAUCGCGCCUGAGCAUGCAAGCAAAGUCUAUUCGCUGAAUGCCGCCGUCAAAGCCAUAGCCUUUGCUCCAUGGCAGCCAUCACUUGUCGCAGCUGGGGGCGGCAGCAAUGAUCGGUGCAUCCACUUCCUGCAUACCCUGUCUGGUGCCAGUCUUGCGACAAUCGACUGCCACGCUCAAGUGACCAGCCUCGUGUUCUCCGAGAAGAGGAAAGAGAUUGCAGCGACAUUUGGUUUCGCGCAACCGGAGCACCCUUUCAGGGUAGCUGUCUUCGCGUGGCCAAGCUGCAAGCUUGUAGUGGGUAUUCCGUGGUUCACUGAAGAAAGAGCACUCUAUGCUGUCGCUUACCCCGGCCAUCCGGCUGGCCGUGAGAAGGCCGCAAAGACUGGCAAUGAGGGGAAAGUAGGUCAUGAUGCUCGGAAAAACCGAAAAGAAGGCUGUCUCGUGGUGGCUACGAGUGAUGCAAGUAUCAAAUUCCAUGAGAUAUGGGCGGAUACACCUUGUGAUGGUGAGCGUGGGACGCUUGGAGGUAGCUCGAUUCUGGAGGGUAUGUUGGACUUGGAGAGGGUGGGAGGUAUACGUUGA